Symbiodinium natans is the source of this 1176-nucleotide messenger RNA. The record is from the annotation of a GenBank genome assembly. Lineage: Eukaryota; Dinophyceae; Suessiales; Symbiodiniaceae.
AUGAGCCGGCAACCAUCCCGGAGCCGAAGUCCUGCGAGAGGUGGUGACGGCCAGACCAAUGGGGUUAAUGAAAGUGACUUGAUCCAGAUCGGCACAUCCAUGGGAUUGUCCCUGGAGCAGGCCAAAGGCCUGGCAGCGAAGACUCUGAACGGGGAGAUCGCAUGGGGCCAGGGCGGCGCCGUAGUCGAGACCAAGCCGCAAAACAACGCAGAGGUGCCACAGGAACAGGCGCCAGAGGUGAUGCCACAGGCGCCACAGGUGCCACCGGUGCCACAGGUGCCACACAUGCCACAACAGGUGCCACAGGUGCAGCGAGCGCCACAGGUGCCACAGGUGCCACAACAGCAGCAAGUGCAUCAGGUGCCACAGGUGCCACCGCCGCCACCGGUGCCACAGGUGCCACACAUGCCACAGGUGCCACAGGUGCCACAGGUGCAGCGAGCGCCACAGGUGCCACAGGUGCCACAACAGCAGCAGGCGCAUCAAGUGCCACAGGUGCCACCGGUGCCACAGGUGCCACACAUGCCACAGGUGCCACAGAUGCAGGGAGCGCCACAGGUGCCACAGCUGCCACAAUUGCAGCAGGUGCAUCAGGUGCCACAGGUGCCACCGCCGCCACCGCCGCCACCGGUGCCACAGGUGCCACACAUGCCACAGGUGCCACAGGUGCCACAGGUGCAGCGAGCGCCACAGGUGCCACAGGUGCCACAACAGCAGCAGGUGCAUCAGGUGCCACGGGUGCCACAGGUGCCACAGGUGCCACAGAUGCUACACAUGCCACAGACGCCACAGGUGCCACAUUUGCCACAGGUGCCACAGGUGUCGCAGGUGCCACAAAUGCCCGGCCCUUCCCGCGCCGAGCAGCCCACGGUCGCUAUGGAAGAAGCCUUCGUCGUGGACAAAACGACUUUCCCUCGAAGUCAGCCCCCAAAGGGCUUCGAGGUGGGCCUUUUCUACCAUGUGGACACAACCUCGGGCAAGAUGGAUCGGACAAAUCACGUGACCUGGGGCACCACUGUCCGAGGGAUUUCCAAGGGGAACUAUGUCCAGGUGGGCCAUCGCUAUCUGCCGCAUAGAUUGCGUGGCAGGAGCGUGCUCACACCUUUGAAGGAUAUGGACCCGAAGAAGCUGAAUGAAAUGAGGAUGGAGUUCUCGGACUCUAGCUGUGAAGACUGA